Arvicanthis niloticus (Nile rat) is the source of this 7902-nucleotide messenger RNA. It is a transcript of the gene Il6st, whose product is annotated as interleukin 6 cytokine family signal transducer. Gene Ontology annotation, cellular component: signaling receptor complex; external side of plasma membrane; membrane. Gene Ontology annotation, biological process: cytokine-mediated signaling pathway. The record is from RefSeq and is a predicted model, not a curated record. Gene Ontology annotation, molecular function: cytokine receptor activity; cytokine binding. NCBI's taxonomy places the organism in Eukaryota, Metazoa, Chordata, Mammalia, Rodentia, Muridae.
GAGGGUGGCGUGUGCGGUCAGGAGGCCAGAGCUUCGGGCGAUCCGGGCUGCGCCUCCGCUGAGGGGCCGGCGGUAUGAGCCGGGAUCUGCGGGGCUGAGGGACCCCCAGGAGCGGCGAGGCUCACGGCCCGAAGCCGCGUUCCUGACGCACAGUUCCGGAGCCCCCGCCCCAAAGUCCCCUCGGGAUCGCGCGUCCUGGGAGACCGCGUCCUGCGUUCUUCAGUUCCCGUGCCGCGUUCCCUGAACCAACUCUGAACAUGGCUCCAGAAAGAGGACCCGAUAGAAGGAACAUGACAUCUAGAGGCAGCAGACUUGUUUCAGAUUCAUGCCUUAUCAUUUCUUAAUUUUGUGUAUUGGGAGCAUCUCUGCAAGAUGUCAGCACUAAGGAUUUGGCUAAUGCAAGCUUUGCUUAUUUUCCUCACCACUAAAUCUAUAGGUCAGCUUGUGGAACCGUGUGGUUACAUCUACCCUGAGUUUCCAGUUGUCCAGCGUGGCUCUAACUUCACUGCCAUUUGUGUGCUAAAGGAGAAGUGUCUGCACCAGUACUUGGUAAAUGCCAGUUACAUCGUGUGGAAGACAAACCAUGUUGCUGUUCCCAAGGAGCAGGUCACUGUCAUCAACAGAACCACGUCCAGUGUCACGUUCACGGACAUGACCCUCCAGAACGUCCAGCUCACAUGCAAUAUCCUGUCCUUUGGGCAGAUCGAGCAGAAUGUGUAUGGAACCACCAUACUUUCAGGCUUUCCUCCAGAUAUACCUACAAAUUUGAGUUGCAUUGUGAAUGAGGGGAAGAACAUGCAGUGUCACUGGGACCCAGGAAGGGAGACGUACCUAGAAACAAACUACACUUUGAAAUCAGAGUGGGCAACGGAGAAGUUUCCUGAUUGUCAAACAAAACAUGGCACCUCAUGCAUAGUCAGCUACAGACCCAUCUAUUUUGUCAACAUGGAAGUCUGGGUGGAAGCGGAAAACGCCCUUGGGAAGGCCUCCUCAGAGUCUGUCAAUUUCGACCCUGUGGAUAAAGUGAAACCCAGCCCACCACAUAAUUUAUCAGUGACCAACUCAGAAGAAUUAUCCAGUAUAUUAAAGCUAUCAUGGGUCAAUUCAGGUUUGGGUGGUGAUUUAAGGCUGAAGUCUGACAUCCAAUAUAGGACCAAAGAUGCCUCAACUUGGAUUCAGGUUCCUCUUGAAGAUACAGUGUCUCCCCGAACUUCGUUCACUGUGCAGGACCUUAAGCCUUUCACAGAAUAUGUGUUUAGGAUCCGGUCCAUUAAGGAGGAUGGGCGGGGCUACUGGAGUGACUGGAGUGAGGAGGCGAGUGGGACCACGUACGAAGACAGACCAUCCAAACCACCAAGUUUCUGGUAUAAGAUAAAUCCAUCCCAUACACAGGAAUAUAGAUCUGCACGGCUCAUAUGGAAGGCAUUACCUCUUUCUGACGCCAAUGGGAAAAUCUUGGAUUAUGAAGUGAUUCUUACACAGUCCAAGUCCAUUUCACAGAUGUACACAGUUACUGGGACAGAGCUGGUAGUAAAUCUCACCAACAAUCGCUAUGUAGCGUCUCUGGCAGCGAGAAAUGUAGUCGGCAAAUCAGCUGCAGCUGUCCUCACCAUCCCCGGCUCCCACUUCAGAGCUUCUCACCCUGUAGUGGAUCUUAAAGCAUUUCCAAAAGAUAAUCUGCUCUGGGUAGAAUGGACGCCUCCAUCUAAAUCUGUGAACAAAUACAUCAUAGAGUGGUGUGUGUUGUCAGAGAACUCACCCUGUAUCCCAGACUGGCAGCAAGAAGAUGCCACUGUGAAUCGGACCCACUUGAGAGGAAGCCUACUGGAGAGCAAGUGCUAUCUAAUCACAGUAACCCCAGUGUUUACCUCUGGGCCUGGCAGCCCCGAGUCCAUGAAGGCAUACCUCAAACAAUCAGCUCCUUCUAGAGGACCGACUGUUCGGACAAAGAAAGUGGGGAAAAAUGAAGCUGUCUUAGAGUGGGACCAGCUUCCUGUGGAUGACCAGAACGGAUUUAUUAGAAACUACUCCAUAUCUUAUAGAACCAGUGUUGGAAAGGAAACGGUUGUGCAUGUGGACUCUUCUCACACAGAAUACACACUGUCCUCUUUGAGUAGUGACACUCUGUACAUGGUCCGAAUGGCAGCCUAUACGGAUGAAGGAGGGAAGGAUGGGCCGGAAUUCACUUUCACAACACCAAAGUUCGCUCAAGGAGAAAUAGAAGCCAUAGUCGUGCCUGUGUGCUUAGCAUUCCUCCUGACAACUCUGCUGGGAGUCUUGUUCUGCUUUAAUAAACGAGACCUAAUUAAAAAACACAUCUGGCCUAAUGUUCCAGAUCCUUCAAAGAGCCAUAUUGCCCAGUGGUCACCUCACACCCCUCCAAGGCACAACUUCAACUCCAAAGAUCAAAUGUACUCAGAUGGCAAUUUCACUGAUGUCAGCGUUGUGGAAAUAGAAGCAAACAACAAAAAGCCUUGUCCAGAUGACCUGAAGUCCUUGGACCUGUUCAAGAAGGACAAAAUGAGUACAGAAGGGCACAGCAGUGGCAUCGGGGGGUCCUCGUGCAUGUCCUCCUCCAGGCCCAGCAUCUCCAGCAAUGAGGAGAACGAGUCUGCUCAGAGCACCGCCAGCACGGUGCAGUACUCCACGGUGGUGCACAGCGGCUACAGGCACCAGGUCCCGUCUGUGCAAGUGUUCUCAAGGUCUGAGUCCACCCAGCCCCUGCUAGACUCCGAGGAGCGGCCAGAAGACCUGCAGCUGGUUGAUAAUGUGGACAGCGGGGAUGAGAUCUUGCCCAGGCAACAGUAUUUCAAACAGAACUGCAGUCAGCCUGAAGCCAGUCCAGAUAUUUCACAUUUUGAAAGAUCAAACCAGGUUUCACCGGGCAGCGAGGAGGAUUUUGUCAGACUGAAACAGCAGCAGGUUUCAGAUCCCAUUUCACAGCCCUAUGGAUCCGAGCAACGGAGGCUGUUUCAGGAAAGUUCUGCAGCAGAUGCUCUUGGCACAGGGACUGAUGGACAGAUGGAGAGAUUUGAAUCUGCUGGAAUGGAGACAGCAAUCGAUGAAGAAAUUCCCAAAAGUUACUUGCCACAGACUGUAAGACAGGGCGGCUACAUGCCGCAGUGAAGGACUGGCUCCUGUACAACUUAAGCAGGACCUGCAGAGUAAAGCUAAAAUACGCGUGACUUCAGAUGAGAAAUAAUCUUCACUCCCUGAAGAUAAGCAUUGCCUUUAAGGACAGUCACAACUGGGCCACCCCAUCCCAGAGUGUCUGGGAUUCUCCUUCAAGCACUACAUGGACUGGCUUUACCCUCUGAAUAGCUGAGGACUCUGUGCUGUCUCAGGAUGUGUGCACUGCCGAAAACAAAGUGUGUCUGAGUUUAUAACAAUUUUGUUUUGCUACACAGAAAAUGGGAUUUCAGUGAGCUAUGGCGUCGGUCAUCUGUGCUGGUUCUGACGAGACUGGUCAUCGAGAUGCCAGGAGUGGAGGUCUAAACCCUCCUCAGCCCACAGCAUCGUUUAAAAGUGCCAUGGGGCAGACUCCAGAUUGUGUCAUAUAGCAAAAGAAAGGGUGGAGGGGGUGGUCCAUUUCUGGUUCCAUCAGUUAGAGAACAUUGGCCUGCUCCUUGCUGUUGGUAUUGAUGCUGCCAGUUAUUACUGAAGAAAGGAUGGACUUUAAAGACAAGCAAAAAAGAAGUGCCCAUUUUUCUUAUCUUUACCUAAAACCUCACCAAAAUCUGCUUAUUGUUGAUAAUGUCUUUCAGAGUCAAUUUCAUCAACCCUGUAGUGGACCAGGCUGGCCUCAAACUCACAGAGAUCUGUCUGCCUCUGCCUCUGGAGUACUGGGAUGAAAGGCAAUGCACCACCACCACUCAACUUCAGAAUUGCUGUUUUUAAAGACUUAAGUUGUUGACGUGUUUCUGAACACAUAUAUACACACUAGGGACAGAUGAUUCCAGAUGUUGGUUGAGGAAGCACUUUAUCUAGAAUGUCUUCAACUUUAAAUUACUUUAAAUAAUGACUCCACCUUGUUUUUAUUUACAAGAAUAGCAAGGUGUUUGCUGAAGGGUAGCACUCCCCAGAGCCUCAGGCCGAGUCCCAGAACAUCCACACAGAUGUCGGCAACCACCACACUGGCGGAAGUCCUCCUACAGAGCUGGCAAAGUCAUAAGGAUUUUGUUAGUUUGCUGGGUGGGGAUUGAACCCACAGCUUUGUACAUGCUAGACACUCACUCUGCCGCCGAGCUGAUCAUCUGCACAUCUCAUGUUGUCUAGGCUCAAGUGAUCCUCCUGUCCCAGCUUCCUGAGGGUCUGGGACACUUUGGGUGUGUGCUGCCGCACACCCAACCAGGUAUUUUUAAUAUCUGCCAUUUAUGAGUUAGAGUUUUACACACGAUUUAGGACUGUCUUAGACCUGUUCCUUCUAGUUGCUUUAUUAAGGAGUAGCCCAGGCAUCCAGGGCUCAGCACUAAAGCCAUUAAUGUAUCUGUGCCUAACUUUCCAGUGUGACAUGAAGGCAAGGACAUUGUAGACACUGGGUGGACAGGAAUUGGCUGAGUCCCAAUAGUGGCUGAUUACCACCAGGUGUGCCCACAGGAAAAGGAUUAAAGUCUCAGAACAUGGGCACUUAAAUCACUUAUAGUGGUUUCCACACAACGGCUGAGAAGGAGUUGCUAUGCACUUAGUUGAUGCAGUUGGAUGCAGUUUUACCUUUUACUCUCAGAAGGUUGUUUAUUCUACUUGCCGACGUGUUAUCAUUUAUAUUUUUAUACUGGGUAAUCCUUUCUGAGUUCUUUCACCUGAAUACUCCUCAUGAGACAGCACAUGCUUUGCUCUGGUAUAUUCAGUUGCCUUCUUGGCAAAACCAGCCUAGAAUUGCUAAAAUGGCGGAAGUGAAGGCAGAUGAUCAAAGUAGGCACAGGAAGGCCAGGUCAGGGUCAGACAGACCAGAAUUCACACUACAAGGCUGGCAUCGUCGCCAUUCAAGCUGGACAUCAAAGCCUGGUCCCAGACAGGACUGAGUUUUCUAUGUAUAUAUCUGCCAGGAAAUUAACACUCGCUAAAUUUCUCAUUUUCUCACAGUAAGCAGUCUAGUUAUGUGACUGUAUUCAUGUUUAGCUGUAACUUUCCUCAUAUCGAAUAGUGGUGCUGUGAACAUUGCAGUGUGACGUCUGUACUGGGGUGGGACAGUUACCCAGUGAGAGUUCAGGAGUGAACAUAGAGAAGGAAGAACCUCAUGGAAGCAAGUUUGCAUGUUAAAUCCCAUACAGGAAGUGUUCCAGUGAGCCAGGACCUCCGCCAGCAGAGAGGGUGUGUGUGCUCACGGCAUGAUCAUUCAUCCAGGAGAUGUAUAAUGAAGCACCUUUCUUUGCUCUGAGAGAGAAAAACAGUCUUAAAAUUCGUCUUAAAUACAGACUCUGCUUCAGCAUGUUUUAGAAUAAUCUGGAUGCAUGAAACUUGUAUUUUAGGUAGGCAGAGAAACUAAUCUGGCUUCUUUAUGUAAAACCAGUCUAAUAAAGCUAGUUCUGUACAUGUUCUCUUAUUCUUUCAUGUGUAAAAGUGUAGUUUAAGGCACAUGAGAAAACAGCCUGACUUGUGGCCAAAACUAGUUCACUGCUUCUAAUGCAGUUGCCUCUUUAGGAUUCAAGAAAAAGGACGGUUUGAUGCUGAGUUGCUAUUAGAAAACAGCUUGGAUCUCUUACUCAAACAUAAAAUCCUGGUCCUUUGAAAAGCAUGAGUACUCGGGGACACAGAGAAGCAGAAGUGGGAAAAGUGCAGCUCCUACCCCCUGCCCUGCCCCACCUCCACCCCCACCCCUCCACCCUGGUUCUGUCUCCAGUUCAUUCCAUUUCUGCCCAGUUCCUGAGCUGUGUUCAUCAGCUCAUCCAAGAUGUACGGGUUUUUGGGUUUUGGUAUUUUGGUUUUUCAAGACAAGGUUUCCUCUGGCUUUUCCUGUCCUGGAUCUGCCUGCCUGGUGUGCCACCACUGUCUGGUGAGACCAUAGUUCUUAUUGGGAACUUAAAGGGAUAAAGAGGCAGGAGGGCUUUUGAUUUUUUUUUCUCAACCCUAAUUUUAAUAACUGUUCUUAGUGCUUUAACCUCCCUUCUAGCCCAUCACCCACCAGAGGUAGUAGAAAAGAAAGGUUAUUAGGAUACUGGGACGCAGACCUGUUUAGAAAUUGUUCUUUGGAGCAAAUCCUGUCUGCAUUGUCAGGAAAUCAGCAGUUCAGUUCACAGGUCAGUAGUGGCAGCUCCAUCCACUCGCAAACACUUCAAGGAUACACCAGCAGUCCAGUUUGGUAGUGUUGGGGUAGCAGCAGCAGUAGCAUGGCCUAACAGGAAUGGCCAGGCCUCAACUUCAGCACAAGUCAGCAGGAAGAACCAGGAGAAGUUCUCAGCUGUGCCUCUCUCAGCAAAAAUGAAGAUAUGCAAGCAGGGGUCAGGUCUGAUCUCACCAUGUGUCUUGCCUCAAUGUGAGUCUGUAUCGGCUGACAUCACUCUGCCAAUCGUCUAUGUGCAAGAAGCAGCCAGAACACCACCAGAAGUUUUUUGAUGUGUUCUCUUCACAGAGCCCCAACAAAUGGAGGUCACACACAACAACACAUGUGAGGCAAACCAGUACAUGCGUGUCACAAGGAAUCCAUCACGUGUCCUUUCACAUGCUUGCUUUGGCAAAACAGCCUUUCACCUGUGUCCACUUCAUGGGACACUAUCAAAACGGUUAAAAGUAGGACUGCUAACGUACCAUUAGACAUCACAUACUAUUUUUAAAGCUGUCGGUUUUUUUUUUUUCUACCCACAUAAUUAGUAAACUGUGACAUAAAUUUAGGCCUAAUAAUCAUAGGAUUCCUUGGUGUUUGUUAUAGACAUAUAUUAACCAAGUAGAACAAGCCAGGAGACGUUAGCCUGCUACGUUCAUUCUACUGUUUCAUGGUACUGAGUUUCUUUUAAAAGCAAGUUCUGAACACAACUCCUGUCUAGUAAAGUUUUUAAUGAGAUGAGUAGAAUCAUUAAUCUGCAAAAACAAGUGUAAAGGUCAAUUAUUAAAAAUAACCUUGGGCUAGCUUCCAGCUCCAGAUACUACUGCUAGGUUACUUUCCCCAGGUAAGAUUACAUUUUAAAAAUGUGCCUUUCUCUGAGUUAGAAAACACGACAGCCAUCAAACAACAAACUGUAUAAAUAAUUCAUAGAACUUUCUCAAGCCAGAUGUACUAUCUCUCAGGUUCACGGUUGGUUUUCCUGUCACAUGCAGAUUAGCGUAUGCUCACUCCCUUAAAGAUAAAAAGGUGACAGCCGGCUCCAGGUGUUACUCAUUCUAUACUUUUGUAGGGCUUUUUUUUUUUUUCCGGCCUGUAAGCUCCCACAAACUGGUCGGUUGGUGUUUUGUUUUCAUUAACCAGUUGUCAACACUGGUGAGGGGUUGGGAUGAAAAUGCACCAGACUGGUUGGGUAGAGAUUCUUAGUCCUGUGUUCACCAGCUUAGUCCGGUAACUGCAAUCUGCAAAUGCUGUUACAUAAAUAGAACAAUGUGAUGUGUCAGAAAUAGGGAUGUUACAGAGGGUUUUGGAAACUCUGUAGCCUUAAUAUCUCAGUGUAAUAAACUCUAAAGCAAGUGCACUUCCCUAGCCUGGUGCGGCAGAAAGCAUUACCUGUGGCUCCUUCUUGGGUCUUUGCUCUUAGCUGUGUUCUGCAAGUUCUCUCUGCUGUGCCUACUGGUUUUGUACCCGCACCACCACCACGGUCGCCCAUGCAGCUUCACCUGGGAUGCUUGCGUGUGUGUUACCUCUGUAGCAAGUUGCAUGUGCUGAGAAUAACCAAAGCUAUCUGUCAUUUUUAUGUUGACGCUGUCAUACAUGUCUUACUAUUAUCAGCUCUAAUCUUUUCAAUAAAUUUGAGAAAGAAA